Messenger RNA from Closterium sp. Naga37s-1, 1446 nucleotides. The record is from the annotation of a GenBank genome assembly. NCBI's taxonomy places the organism in Eukaryota, Viridiplantae, Streptophyta, Zygnematophyceae, Desmidiales, Closteriaceae.
AUGUUCCUGACGCGUGGACCGCUGCCAUUGGCUCCUCUGUGGGAGAAGUUUUUCUAUGGUCACGAGGGUCGCUACGCCGUGUACGUGCACGCUUCGCAGCCCAACUUCACAUUCCCCUCCAACUUCUCGCCAGUCUUCGUUGACCGGCAAAUACCAGGCGGCAAGGUGGAGUGGGGUCGAAUGUCCGUCGUGGCUGCCGAGCGACGCCUGUUGGCCUACGCCGUCACGGACAAGCGAAACGAGUACUUCGUCCUCGUCUCGGAAUCGUGCAUUCCGCUGUGGUCGUUCGACUACAUCCACAAUUACAUCUCCAGCACGCACAUCAGCUUCGUCGAGGCGCACAGGGACCCGUUUGACGAGGCGUUUGGGCGGUACCUGCCGGACAUCCACAUGCCGGCCAUCAGGCGCAAGGACUUCCUGAAGGGCAGCCAGUGGUUCGUCAUGCAGCGCCGCCACGCCGAGCUCGUGCUGCAGGACACGGAGCACUACCUCGUGCACUCCAAGUCCUGCCAGUGGAGGGCGCAGCACUCCAAGUACUGCUGCUCCGACGAGCACUACCUUCAGAUCCUCCUCGCUCUGAAGGACCCAGCGGGAAUCUCGCGCUUCCCUGUGACCCUGGCGGACUGGAGCCAGUGGCGGUUCCACCCCGAGACGUACUACUCGUACAACAUGACCGCCGAGCUCUUCAAAACCAUCAAGUCCACAAAGCAUUACAUCCAGUAUCGUUACUACUGGAAGAAGUUCAGAAAUAGAUAUACCUAUAUUGAAAACCCUAAGAAACCUCAACCUGCUCCAACGGUUGAGAAUGGGUUCUGUGUCGUGGAGGGCAAGCUAUCCUUACUUGGCGAACGGAAAAUCGUCGCAAUUGGACGUCAAUCGCCAAAACCGUCAAAAUGGGAAGAUAGCGUUUCUCUCUUGACACGUGGGCCACUCCCAUUCGCUCCGCUCUGGGAGAAAUUCUUCGCGGGGCACGAGGGCCGGUACUCCGUCUACGUGCAUGCAUCCAACACCUCCUUCGCCUUUCCCGCUGACUCGCCGGCCAUUUUCAGAAACAGUCUCAUCCCAGGGGGAGAGGUGCGAUGGGGGGGUAUAAGCAUGGUGGACGCGGAACGGCGGCUGCUGGCAGCGGCGUUGCAGGACCCCGAAAACCAGCACUUCGCGCUUCUCUCCGAAAGCUGCAUUCCGCUGUGGUCGUUCGACUUCGUUCACCAAUACGUCGCCUCGACCUCCGUCAGCUUCGUCGAUUCCUACCCCGACCCAUACAACGCGACCUUCCGCCGCUACAUCCCGCACAUCUUCAAGCCGCUGGUGGACGCGCGCGACUACCGCAAGCGCAACCAGUGGUUCGUGCUGCAGCGCCGGCACGCGCAGCUGGUGGUGCAGGACACGCAGCACUACGCCGUGCACAACCGGAGCUGCGCGGUGAGGCGGGGAAUGAGGGAAUGA